AUGAACAUUGUUCCACCGCACUAUAAUGAUGGCAACCGAGCCUUCUUGCAAGCCUUCUUGGCUCGCGGGACCCUUACAUUCGAGGAAGCGCAGACCAUUCUUGCAGAAAUAUUUACAAUCGAAGCCGAAGAUGGCGAACCGGUCGCCACCGAACAGGUCACCCAGCAGGAUUUCGAAUCUUUCCUGGAAGCAGCUGCUGAAGCCGUUUCUUUCUUCGACUACGAGAUCCGAAGCGCUGUCCACCAAGUCUCCAAGAAGCGUGUCUAUGCUCUCGUCAACACGGCUUCGGACCCGAUGACCCAGCUCGCGACCACAUAUAAUGCCGAACAGAUCGCAUUCAUCAAGAGACUACUCGAUGCCAUGUUCGAGACGUACAACUCCCCGCGCAUGGAGCUUAUGUGCAUCACAGAGAUGCAGGCCAUUAAGCUGGCCCGUCCCCCGCGUCAGCAGAACAACAACCGCAACGACGUCGACGAGGAUGGAGCACCGACACAGACGCAGUCUUCCGCGGACAAGGGGCUGAAGCACAGUGAGGUGGAAGACAUGCUGAUGAACCUGAUGAACCAGGGCUGGUUGGAAAAGUCUAGGAACGGGUUUUAUAGUCUCAGCCCCCGCGCGCUGCUCGAGCUCAGAGCGUGGCUCAUCGACUCGUACAACGACCCCGACGCGGCCGCGCAGGAGUGGCAACGCAUCAAGUUCUGCGAGGCGUGCAAGGGGAUCGUCACCGUUGGCCAAAGAUGCGGGGAGGUAGAUUGCAACGCACGCCUGCACCACAUUUGCGCCGACGCAUACUGGCGAACGCAACGCAGCCACAAGUGCCCCAGAUGCUCAAGAGACUGGGAUGAUGAACAUUACGUCGGGGAGGAAGCGCAGACCAGUACAGAGGCCUACAAGAGGGGCCGCCGUAGAAGCGGAGGCAGGAAAAGUAACGUGGCUGACGAAGAUGUACACGAGAAUGGUGAAGAGGAAGACGAGGAUGAGGCAUGA
Colletotrichum graminicola M1.001 is the source of this 987-nucleotide messenger RNA. RefSeq names its product RING-like domain-containing protein. Gene Ontology annotation, biological process: DNA damage tolerance; double-strand break repair via homologous recombination. The record is from RefSeq and is a predicted model, not a curated record. Gene Ontology annotation, cellular component: nucleus; Smc5-Smc6 complex. Bases 1 to 987 code for a protein of 328 amino acids. Lineage: Eukaryota; Fungi; Ascomycota; Sordariomycetes; Glomerellales; Glomerellaceae. The transcript has a single exon. Gene Ontology annotation, molecular function: ubiquitin-protein transferase activity.